Molecule: messenger RNA, 940 nt
Organism: Ctenopharyngodon idella (grass carp)
Lineage: Eukaryota; Metazoa; Chordata; Actinopteri; Cypriniformes; Xenocyprididae
Gene: rbm11
Product: RNA binding motif protein 11
Exons: 5
Coding region: 53-652 (199 amino acids)
Biological process (GO): regulation of alternative mRNA splicing, via spliceosome
Cellular component (GO): nucleus
Molecular function (GO): single-stranded RNA binding
Source: RefSeq, a predicted model, not a curated record
GACAAAAAUAUCAAAAAUCUCCCAUUUCAAACCCUUAAAAUCGCUUUAAAGAAUGUUUGACAGGGACAGAGAUCUCGACAAGACCAUCUUCGUGGGAAACAUCCACAGCUGUGUGACGGAGGAGAUUCUGUUUGAGUUGUUUCUGCAGGCUGGGCCAGUAGACAAGGUGCAUAUAUUCAGAGAUGGACAUCAGGCACCUUAUGGAUGUGUUUAUUAUAAGCAUGCUGAAGCUGUUCCGUAUGCAGUUGAACUUCUCAAUGGAAUCUGGCUCUAUGGGCAGCCAAUCAAGUUACAAAGUAGAAUUGGUGGCCUUUAUCACAGAAAUCACAUGCUUGCUUACCACAUGGAGAAUGGACUGAUAGCAAACAGUGCUGAUGCCGUGCACCAGGAUAAUAUGGUUUUGAAUUUAAAUGGCAGUCCAGGUGUGGAGAACCGCUCUAAUGAAGCAUGUGGCUGGAGUGACAUGGUAUACAGCAGACCUCUGGAUGUGUGUCCUCCAGUUGUGUGGUACUGUCCACCCCUCCAGCAGUGGAUGAACUCUGGAUACCCUCCUUGGACGUCCUGUCUGGAUGAGAAUCUGUUACUCCAUAGGUCAGCCAGCACUAGAGAAGGUUGUGCAAAUGUAAGUUUAGAGGGUAAACGCAGGAAAUAAUGAGAUCCUAAGAGCAAGAACGAGUGUAAAUCUUAUUUUACAGGCUCAGUUUAAAUAUAAAAUCCAGAUAAACGUUUCAUUUUCAGAAACAACUGUACAGUGGACACUGUACAAGCAUCCUGACACCCCUUGCACAAAAAAAAUGCACUAUAUAUUCCUGUGAGCGCUUUUGGUUGCACUGAUUCAGACUGUAAGCUGUAAAUCAUUCAUGUGAAUGCUCUGAUAAAGCCAUCUAAAUGCACCUUACUGUUUUUUGAAACAUUAAAGCACAAAUAUGAUGAUCUAAAA